Messenger RNA from Candida tropicalis MYA-3404, 540 nucleotides. Its product is annotated as acetate uptake transporter family protein. The transcript has a single exon. NCBI's taxonomy places the organism in Eukaryota, Fungi, Ascomycota, Pichiomycetes, Serinales, Debaryomycetaceae. The record is from RefSeq and is a predicted model, not a curated record. Gene Ontology annotation, cellular component: plasma membrane. Gene Ontology annotation, molecular function: acetate transmembrane transporter activity. The coding region runs from base 1 to 540 and encodes 179 amino acids.
AUGUCAUCGACUCAAUCAAUUUCAUCUGAAAUCAAGCCGUAUACAGUUCACGAAGAAGAAAAGCAACCGAAAGUUGUAAAAAAAUGCACUAUCACAGGUGAUGGUAACGAGUUUGUUGUAAUUGGUGAUCAUAAAUAUUACAGACAUGAAUUAAUGCAGGCUUUUGGUGGCACAUUCAAUCCUGGUCUUGCACCUUAUCCAAAGCACCAAUUUGGUAAUCCAGCUUCCGUUGGUUUGGUUGCCACUGGGAUGAAUAUUUUGGUAACUGGUUUGUAUUUUGCAAAUGCAAAAGGAAUACACACCCCAAAUGUGGUAGUUGGAUUAUGCAUGUUCAUGGGAGGCUUGAUUCAAUUCUUAGCUGGACUCUGGGGUUUUUUGAUUGGUUCACAAGUGGGGACUUUUAUUCUCACCGUUUUCACUUCUUAUGGUGCUUUUUGGUUUGCAUUUGGCUGUGUUUUCAUUCCAUCUUUUGGUAUUCAAGAGGCAUACGCUGAUGAUACUUCUCAAUUAAGUAAUGCAAUUGGUUUUAUGAUUUUAUGA